AAUGAAACCCAGAGGUCACCAGUCAAUAUUUUCUCUCUCAAACUUUUUUUAAGGGAGAAAAUAAAAUGAUCCCAUGAGAUCUGCUGCAAGAAAAAGUAGGAGAGCUAGCCCUCAACAAAAGAAUAAAAAUGGAUGUUUCUCAGCUGCAAACACAGUUGGUUGACUACACAGCCUCACUGUUUCAUGAGGGAUUUUUGGAUGAGCAGUUUAACCAACUUCAGCAACUUCAGGAUGAAAGCAAUCCAAAUUUUGUUGUCGAAGUUGUUUCUCUUUUCUUUGAAGAUUCUGAGAGGCUUCUCAAUGAACUAACCAAAGCUCUGAGCCAGGAGAAUAUAGAUUUCAAGAAAGUUGAUGCUCACGUUCAUCAGUUGAAAGGCAGUAGCUCAAGCAUUGGAGCACAGAGGGUUCAAAAGGUGUGCAUUAGCUUCCGAGGUAACUGCGAGGACCAGAACGUUGAAGGGUGUAUCAAAUGUCUGCAGCAAGUGAAGCAUGAGUACUCCCUAGUGAAAAACAAGCUUGAAACUCUGUUCAAGCUUGAACAACAGCUUUUGGCUGCGGGUGGGUCAAUUCCAGUGUACUGAACUGCAGCAAAUAAUAAAGCCUUAUCAUCUGCAAAAGUUGAAUGUUAGCUUUGUAGAGGAAUUUUCUGUCCUUGUUUGUCUUUCUUUCAAUUUUUAUAAGUACAUUUUUUUUGCAUAUUGAAGGCCUCUAUA
Carica papaya (papaya) is the source of this 713-nucleotide messenger RNA. RefSeq names its product histidine-containing phosphotransfer protein 1-like. Gene Ontology annotation, biological process: cytokinin-activated signaling pathway; phosphorylation; phosphorelay signal transduction system. Gene Ontology annotation, molecular function: protein histidine kinase binding; histidine phosphotransfer kinase activity. NCBI's taxonomy places the organism in Eukaryota, Viridiplantae, Streptophyta, Magnoliopsida, Brassicales, Caricaceae. Gene Ontology annotation, cellular component: nucleus; cytoplasm. The record is from RefSeq and is a predicted model, not a curated record.